Molecule: messenger RNA, 1032 nt
Organism: Zygosaccharomyces rouxii
Lineage: Eukaryota; Fungi; Ascomycota; Saccharomycetes; Saccharomycetales; Saccharomycetaceae
Gene: IWR1
Product: Iwr1p
Exons: 1
Coding region: 1-1032 (343 amino acids)
Biological process (GO): protein import into nucleus
Cellular component (GO): cytoplasm
Source: RefSeq, a predicted model, not a curated record
AUGAGUGAAGCACCAGAGUUCAUCAGGGUCAAGAGACGUAGAGAUGAAGACUCAGUACAGGCUUUGCUGGUUGAUGAGGGUCAGAAGAAAAGAAAGAAGGGUAGAUUCAUCUUCAAGUUAGCAAGAACGGUUAACUCAGAUAGUUAUGAGAAUGCAGAUGAAGCAUUAACUCCACUUCUGAAACUGGCUGCCAAUGAUCAUCGUCAUUUUGUUUUAGAACGGGAGGGGAAAAGACGUAGGGAUUCUGAUGAUGUGGAACAAGUACCACCAGUUGGCAAACCCGCAAAAGUUUCUCAUCUGGAAGACCACCAAAAGGAAGCUGAUGAUUUGCCGCCAGAGAUCAAUCAGAUGGUCUCUGACAUUCUGAAUUUGAAUAAAAAUGACAAAGGAGAGCAAAAUAGACCACGUAAGCCCUCUAAGAAACAUUUUGGCGGCAGUAAUCGCGAAGUUGUUUCACUACCUAGUAACGAUUACAUUUACGAUAUUUACCACUUAGAAAGUCUGAAAGAUGAUGAUUUGAACUCUUACAAAUACGAGGAUUUAGGGUUUGUUAAGAUUGUUAAUAAAUUCAUCGAUUUAGUUCCCGACGAGGAUACAGAUCCCGAACAAUGUUCUGAUGAUGAGGAUUCAAACGAGGAGAACUACUAUCAGAACGAUUAUCCUGAUGAUGAAGACGAUGACAGGUCAAUUCCCCUAGGUAGUGAGGCUGAUGAAGAAAGCUUACCUGAAGAAAUUACUUGGAAGAAACAGCCACAAGAUGAUUACGCAGAACUUUUCGACAAACUGGGACAAAGCGAUAACAUCCUAGACUCUUUGAAUACAAGUAAUUUAGUUAAUUUGGAUGCGGACGAUGACGAUGACGAUGAAGAUUGGCAUGAAGAUCUGGAUGACGAAGAGUUUGAAAACGACAAUUAUGAUGGCAGAAAUGGAUACAAAGCUAACGAAUUUUUCCCUACCGAUAAAGAUGACUCAUUAGCAGCCCAUCGUGAUAAAAUAUUUGGGAGACUAGAAAAGUUGUUGAACAAAGGCUAG